UAUGUGCUCACACGUUCUGAUGUUUCCGACAGCACCAGAACGCAGCACCGGCCUCUGGUAAUCCAUUAAAACGUCUAGACUGUCCAGAUUUAUGCGCAUACGCCUCUUACACUGAUAUCUCUCCUCUGAUUGGACAACAAUCCUGAUCCCGCCUAUCCAAAUUUGACGGACAGACAAAUUGACUAAUGGCAACGGGUAACGAGGCUGUCAUCUAACUCAUGAUUGGUGAUUUGGUCUGGACAAUAUGAAUGGCAACAUGUAUUGUUCGACGUCUUCCCGAGACAGUGGCAACUUUGUGGAUUCUAACUCCGGGCAAGUCCUUCAAUAGUUUUCUUUCACCGUUACGACCGUAAGUUUAACCGACAAACUUUGUCGGCAGUAAUACCAGCGCAUGGAGAGGAUUUAGAGAAAGAAAAAAGUGGUUAACAUUGCGUCGAACGAAGCUAAUUGCUGAACAACCCCAGACCAGCUUUGGUGAGCGUCAGGAGAGUCGGCUCUCCACCCGGGCUGGAGAUGGGGGAUCCAGAACCUCCAGAGUUUGGGUCCCUGGAGGAGGAGCUGGAGUACUGGAAGGAACAGGCUGCCAGGCACAAACAGAGUGCGGAGGAAGCUCAAGAGGAGCUUCAGGAGUUUCAGCAGAUGAGCCGGGACUACGAGGUGGAGCUGGAGACGGAGCUCAAACAGUGUGAGGCGCGAAACCGUGAGCUUCUUGCUGCCAACAACCGCCUUCGCAUGGAACUGGAAAACUACAAGGAGAAGUAUGAGACGCAGCACUCUGAGGCCUGCCGGCAGAUCUCCAGCCUGGAGGGAGACCUGGCUGAGACCACGGCCAUCAGAGACCAUCUUCACAAAUACAUCAGAGAGCUAGAGCAGGCCAAUGAUGACCUGGAGAGAGCCAAGAGGGCGACCAUCAUGUCACUGGAGGACUUUGAGCAGAGGAUGAACCAGGUCAUAGAGAGAAAUGCAUUUCUUGAGAGCGAACUGGAUGAGAAGGAGAAUCUCUUAGAGUCUGUCCAGAGACUGAAGGACGAAGCCAGAGACCUGAGGCAGGAACUGGCAGUGAAGCAGAAACAGCAGGUACAGGACAGGAAGCCGUCCCUCAGCAGUGUUGUCAAAGAGCCUUCAUCCUCCUCUUCCUCCUCCUCUCCGCUGCCCACACCCACCCCCACUCUCUCUCCCCCUCAAAGGACAGAGGACAAAAGCACAUCUUCAUCCUCUAACUCCCCCCCCCCCCCCACCACACCACAGACGUCCAGAGCCCCAGCGGAGUCCGCCAGCCACACGCCGCCGUCCGUCAGCAGAGGCGAAAGCCUUUCAGGGACUCCUCUCACCACCUCGGCGAGAAUCUCGGCUCUGAACAUCGUUGGAGAGCUGCUGAGGAAAGUCGGGAACCUAGAGUCCAAGCUGGCAUCGUGUCGGGAAUACGUCCACGAGCAGGCAGCUAAUCGCAGAGGUCACGCAGGUGGACAGGGGGCGCCGGCGGGCCAGAACAACUCCUCAGAGACCCAUCCUACCAACGGGCUCUACAACAAGGGGCUGGUGAAGAGGUUAGACUUCGGAGCGGGACCCAAGCUGCUGCUGUGAAUACGAAAACAUGCUCCACCUCGACUCUUAAUCCUCUGAGCUGCUUUGCCCUUCCUAUCCGUCCAGCCUGGAUCUCUCAAACAUUUAACGGUACUGUGUGUUGCACAUCAUACAGGUGGUUUCACACCAUCUGCCUCUUCAGGACACGGACGACUCUAAUAGGAAGCUUCGGUGAUGAAACGGAUGGAUAUGUCACCGUGGAUGCUCUGGGGUGUCUGUUACCAGCCCAAAUCUUUUCAGCACUCGCACUUAGCUUGAACUAACUUACUGGACUCAUGCUGCAUGUCACCACCUCACCUCCUUGGGUUGGAUCCGCCAAGUAUUUUGCGCUUUUUUUUUUUUUUUUUUGAGUCCCUCUACAGGUGUGUUCAGACUGAAUGCAAAGUGAACCUAACAUUACAUACAGUAAAUAAAAAGACACUAUCAGAUGUGGGUUCGCUCUAGGUAGUGAGAAUUGAGACCAAGAUAUGUCCAAUAAAAUUGAAAAUGUUUCAUUAUCGGAAAGCUGCACUACACAGUAUUUCCCACAGUGUACUGUAGUGGAGGAUGAAUUUCCAGAAGGAAACAUCUCAUGUAUGUACAGGAACAGCAGGAGCUUUCACACUCGUCAUUUAAAGUGUCUUGUAUCCGAACAAAAUCUUGAUGAGAUUUAAUACUCUUACGUUUACACUUAGCCACGUAUAGGCGUCUCUGUCAGCCAGGUCUCAAAUCUGAAGAUCAUCCGUCUUGGUUUUUCCUGUCUACACGCAAAUGAAGGUCUGCUUUGCCCCAGUCCAGAAAGUGGCAGUGAUGCAGCUGAAGCUGUUUAGUAACUCUCAAAAACACCAGAAGAAUAAUACUUUCACUGAACUUCAGCAGUUGUUUUUUUAAAUUUUUUUUUUUUUUAAACAACAAUUAAGUUAUCGAUAACGGCUAGCAAGCUUAAAAAAAAAAUGUAUCGUCUUCACAGGCUCCUGAGGUGGUUUUACCAUUCGGGUUUCAGUCUGUCCGCUUCUUGGAUGUAUUUACACUUUGCUUUUUUUGAUACCACAAUCUGAUCUGUCCAAGACACAUGAAGCGACUAAAAGCCCCUUUACACUGUGCGAUUGUGGGCCGUCUGAGGCGUAAGUCACGAUUCGGAGGUUUGGCGACCAAAGACAGAAAAAUUCAGACACUGUCAGAAAUUAAAUUCUCACAGUUGGACUGCUGCUGGGCAUUCACUGCACAAUGUGACAUGCCUCAAUUGAUACUGUAAAGUCUGACGCAGAGACCAGGAUUUUAAUAGACCAGUCCCACUCAGGUCGUCGAUAUCGCACAAUCUGAAGGCGCCCUAACUGUAAAUAGUCAGUUUGGAGGAAAACGAGAGAGACAACUGGAGUUCAUGUAUGUUCGUCUGAGCCACAGCUCAGACCAGUGUCAGACAGGAAGUUCGCUCCUGUUGUCCAGUUACAACAAGUGUCUGUGCUUUCACAUUUGUUGAUUUUUGUUAAACACAGUCUGCUAAAAAAAAAAAAAAAAAGAAAAGUCAGUGGCCAAACUUGCACAAUUAAAGCAAAGCGAAAAUUAGCUUAUUGUUUAGUCUGAACACACCUUAAGGGCGUUUGAGUACUUAAUACUGGAAGGGCACUUUUAUCUACAUGUGAGGAGAAGGUUUUUGAGAAUGUUUUAAAUACUACUUUUAAACUUUUAAGGGCUUGUUGUUUGUCCUCAUAAUACCACACUGCCAACAGAUGGCCAAUAUGCCUCCGCAGUCGCAUUUGUUGAAGAAUGGGUCGGCAAAAAAGUGAGAUCUGUUUCUGGUAAACUCCAGCGACUAAGUGCCACUAAUCACAGAGAGAAUGAAAAAGAGAAUCAAAGUCCCUUAUUAAAGAAAUGUUGUAGUCCACAAAGAUUUUAAAUCAAAUGUUUUUUUUUGUUUUUUUUUUUUUUACAGAUAAAUUAGUUUCCUGGUCAUAGACUGCAGAAGAACACAGACUUUGAAUUUGUGUUGUCACCCAUAAAUUUCUGAAGAGGGAGAUUUGAAGUGUGGAAUUUAGAUUUACUACUUGCUGCCGUCUUGGCAGUUACUGAGGGAAGAUGCUCUAAGGGAAAUAGACUGGGUUGCGCUAGCCUGGGAAAAAAGAAAGUAGCAAACACCACGGCUGAAUGUGCCAGGCUGAGACCUCUGUAAAACAAGCAAACAUGCUUUCAAACAUGCCGUACAUCUCUGUAAGCCUUAAUGUUUUAUUAGUGUUUAAUAGUGUUGUUUUUUUUAUCACUAUGGUAGAUGUUGGGGAAAAGUUAAUGUUGUUAUUUAGAGCAUAAUGUUGUCUGGAAAAUUUUUACUUUGCAUUUCAAGAGAGAAAUGUUUGAAGGAUCUUGCUUGAUACCUUGUGGUCGUCAGUGGUACUGCAUCUUAAAGCUGCCUUAAUGAAUAUCUUUUUAUUGCAAUGAAUCAAAAAUGAAAAGGACUCACUCGUAGUGAUGAAGAGAUUAUCAGCAUUAGGGGUGGACGGUUUAAAUGGUAUAGAAAGUACACCGGUAUGAAUUUGCCCUGCAGUCUGGGUUUUGACUAUACUGUUCUGACCAGCCCUCGCAUAUCUAAAGUGGCCAUGAUGUAACUACACCAGUGGGGGGCAGCAGUGCACUCAAAUCGUGCCUUGUCUGCUGGAAAGAAGAAGAAGGAAGCCCCUUUUAUACAGCCUGUUCAAGGCGGGAAUAUUGCGACGUUAUUCCGCCUCGUCGCUCUGUAUAACAUGUACGAGCACGGAGUUCGGGGAAGGGGGCACUGUUCCACCUUUUGUGCCGGAAGCGGAGGUGGUCACAGAGACAAAUCGAUGCCUGUGUUAAAGGGCUGGCCAGCAUGGCGGGACAGACGCAGACGCUUUUGUAUUACACAUCACGCCUCUGAUUCCAUGCAGUCUUAAAUUACGCAUGGGGGCAGCGUUAUACCGGCUUUGUUGGGUUCCGUGUAAACGCUCAAAGCCGGCAUAAUGAGGGGUCGGCGAUUGUAGCGGGAUCUCUGUUUUAAAGGGGCUGAAGAUUCGCAGCAAGCUUCGAAUCGUCUGGGAAAUGUGAGAGCUUUGUUUGGAAACGAAGAAAUGGCUGAAAGCGCCGGACACAACGAAGUAAAGUGAAAAAGACCGAUGCCAUUAUAGAGACAGGGUUCGCGUUUAAAAGGUCAGACAACGAGCAGAAAAUGAUAAUCUGCAAAUCCUGUCCGACGACAGUGGUCGCCAUGGUUUUAAGAAAAACAAACAUACCGUGAUAUAUACCGUUACCAUCCAUGCUGCAAUUUAUACCGUGAUUUAAAUAUUAGGCCACACCGCCCGGCCCUAAUCACCAUCCUCAUCUCUGCGGCGCUACAGCGCUUUUUAGCCUUGUUAAGCUUCUAGUCUUGGUCGUACGACUCAUUCCGUGUAUGGUUCAUUCUUAAGAGUUCUGGUACUCUGGCGGUGUUUCAAGAAAAUUAAUUUGGACUGUGAAUAGGUAUUUUAUUAUUUUUCUGUUGAAAAUGAGGGAUUGCUUUCUCUCCUUGUAGGCCGAGCUCAGUGCCAGAGAGAGAGAGCGGUUUUAUCUCGCUGAACUCCAUGCGAAUCUGUAAAUGUGCCUGAUGGAAGCAGAAUUUCAACUGGAAAUACAGGAAGCUAGAAUCUGCCGCCUUUGUGGCUUGGUCCCAGUUUGCGGUGUAGAUGUCGUUCGGGAAUUUCCAAAGUGUUCUUUGGCCCCAUUCCUGAUCACACUCCGUUAAUAUUGAGUCCAAUCCGAUACUUACAUUUACCUAAAUGACACCUCUCUCUCUCACAAACAAACAAACAAACAAACGGGUUCAAAACAGUUAAGUUGAAAACCAUAUUUUAUUAUUCUGAUAGGAGCAUAAGUUUAACUGGGAGAGUGUGACUCCUGAAACUGACCUGACACGAUCAGAUGUUUUACUACAUAAGACUCAUAAUGUGGGUAAUACACAGAAGAGUAGAGUAGAGAAAGCACUGGCAUUUGAUCAGGUUUAUACGAGCCUGUAUGGAUCCCUUUAAAAUAUUCCCGGAUCGGUCUCCGGGACAUCCCUUGGCCGUUACUGGCCAGACUGCGGUGAAAUCCUUUGUGCAUGUUCACGGUCCCCUGAGGAUUUUGGAGCCUCUAACCUUUGCUUUAGAGCCAGAUUCAGACCCAACCCCCUUUACACUAGAAAAAUCACAACCUAAUACGCAGUUUGCCCUGAAAUUUCAUUCAUGUCCUCUAGAGGAGGAGGCUUCAGCACCAUCCUCUGGGUGUUCGAGGCUCAAAUACUGAUAAGGCUGUAAGAAUAGAAAAUCAUCAGUAUGUCGAAUGUGCUCGCACCUGUUUGCAAGUUUUUAAUGCCUGUUCGCUGCCUAAAGCCAUUUGUGUGUUCAGUCCAUCCAGUACUUUUAAAUUAUGGCGUGAAAUGAACAUUGUAGAAUUAAGGCGCUGCCAGUGGAGCCUUGUACUUUGUUUUAUUUCGUGAUUGCACCGUCGGUGUAGCAGACGAGUAGAGGAGGCACCUUUUAGACUGAGGAGACACUCUUCGAAAUAAGUGAAUCCCUCCGCGGAGCUCUGCUUCUGUCUUUCCAGGAGUGAAACUGGAAAACUCCCUCUGUUAACGAGGAGAUAUAAAAACUUCAGUGAAGGCUACUUGUGUUUUAUGUUAAAAAAGAGAAAAGUAUGUAAUAGAUUGACUUGUUAGCGUUUAAAAACUGUAACUCUACUGCAGGGUUACUAACGUAGGUUGAACAUAUGUAGGUUGUGGUUCAGUUGCUUGAGUCCGUAGACGGGAUCGACUCACGAGUAGCUGCUCAGGGCGAGUGUGAAUUAACAGCAGCAGCAGCCGACUGGACCUUUCCAGUAAAGGUCAGUGUGUGAAAACCGAGGUGGAAAAUGAGGCUUGUUGGGGUUUGGGUUUUUUUUGUUUUUUGUUUUUUUGUGCCUUCUGUGACUCUAUAAAAGUACUUACAUGCUCAUAUAUGAAGUGCUAAGACCUGUUCUGUUCUUUGUUGUUUCUAUCUUCAGUGCUGCUUAUGAUGCGUCUCCAAAAAGCAAUAAAACUUGAAACGU
Xiphias gladius (swordfish) is the source of this 6612-nucleotide messenger RNA. Its product is annotated as nuclear distribution protein nudE homolog 1-like. Gene Ontology annotation, biological process: mitotic centrosome separation; microtubule nucleation; cell migration. The record is from RefSeq and is a predicted model, not a curated record. Gene Ontology annotation, molecular function: microtubule binding. Gene Ontology annotation, cellular component: kinetochore; centrosome; kinesin complex. NCBI's taxonomy places the organism in Eukaryota, Metazoa, Chordata, Actinopteri, Istiophoriformes, Xiphiidae.